Dichotomopilus funicola is the source of this 399-nucleotide messenger RNA. RefSeq lists its product as uncharacterized. The transcript has a single exon. NCBI's taxonomy places the organism in Eukaryota, Fungi, Ascomycota, Sordariomycetes, Sordariales, Chaetomiaceae. Bases 1 to 399 code for a protein of 132 amino acids. The record is from RefSeq and is a predicted model, not a curated record.
AUGGAGAACAUAUCCUCUGCCAGUUCGGCACUUUCGGAGGACGUUGGGCAGACUCACGAGUUGCCCCCGCAACAGCCCACACCCUCGAUCACAGGAUUGGCAUUGGAACUCGUGGUCCAGAUCAUGUCUGAACUCCACGACAUGUCAUCACUCGGUUCUCUAAUCCUGAGCCACUCAUCCUUCUACAUUGCCUACACGUUCGCAUCCAACCGCAUUGUUGGAUGUAUUAUCCGCCGCCAGAUUCCGCCCGGUCUAUUGUGUUACGCCAUCUUCGUGCAUCUCGCUCAGGGAUAUGUGUUCGGUUAUCUCCCAAGGGAGUCAAGAGAUUCUUACAUGAUCACGACUACGACUUCUUUGAAGAUGUUCGGUGGAAGCUCUUUCCUAACGAAGGAAUCGUAG